Molecule: messenger RNA, 1737 nt
Organism: Thamnophis elegans (Western terrestrial garter snake)
Lineage: Eukaryota; Metazoa; Chordata; Lepidosauria; Squamata; Natricidae
Gene: GDE1
Product: glycerophosphodiester phosphodiesterase 1
Exons: 6
Coding region: 97-1086 (329 amino acids)
Biological process (GO): lipid metabolic process
Molecular function (GO): phosphoric diester hydrolase activity
Source: RefSeq, a predicted model, not a curated record
AUAGGGAGAAGGGAGCAGCUGGUGCUGCCGCGGCGGCCUCCCCGCCGGUCGCCGCCCCUCAGAUUUGGCUCCUCCUGAGGCGCAGCGGCCGCCGCCAUGUUUUGCUACUCUGAGGGGCUGCUGGUGGCCUUCUCGACGGUGUUGCUGGCGGCGCUGGUGAUGAGCCGGAGCGCCGCGCUGGCCUGCGCUCUGUCGGGCGGCUUCUACCUGGCGCUGCGCCUCUUCAGCCUGGAGCCCGUCGCCCCGCAGCGCGCCCAGCAGGUGGUGCAGCCCCGCGGGAACCCCGCCCGCAUCGCCCACCGCGGUGGCGGCUACGACGCGCCCGAGAACACGCUGGCCGCCAUCCGGCAGGCAGCUGAGAAUGGAGCCACAGGAGUGGAACUGGACCUUGAAUUCACAGCAGAUGGGGUUCCUAUCCUGAUGCACGAUGAAACGGUGGACAGGACCACCGAUGGCUCUGGAAGUUUAAAUAAAUUGACGUUUGCCGAAAUUCGACAGUUUAAUCCAGCUGCUAAACAUAGAUUAUGGAGGGAUUAUCGUGGGGAAAGAAUACCAACCCUAAAAGAAGCAGUUUUGGAAAGUUUGCAUCACGACCUCAUCAUCUACUUUGAUGUCAAGGGACAUGCCAAUAAGGCGGUUAGAGUCCUGUCAGAGCUCUACCUAGAAUAUCCACAGCUGUACAACACCAGUGUGGUUUGCUCAUUUAUGCCAGAUAUUGUCUAUAAGAUGAAACAAGCUGACCGCAAUGUCAUAACAGCUCUGACCCACCGACCUUGGAGCAUCAGUCACUAUGGGGAUGGGAAGCCCCGCUUUUCUGUUUAUUGGAAACACUAUUUGUCUAUGACCCUCGACGUUAUCAUGGACUGGAGCAUGCACAACUUCCUGUGGCAUUUCUGUGGCGUUUCUGUUUUCCUGAUGCAGAAAAAUUACGUUUCACAGGAGUACAUAAAUCGUUGGUCCUCUAAAGGGGUUCACGUUGUUGUUUGGACCGUCAACACGCUUGCCGAAAAAAUGUAUUAUGAAAAUGUUCUUCAGACCAGCUACAUGACCGACAGUUUACUAGAGGAUUGCGACCCUCACUACUAGCUUGAUCUUCAACCCGCCGAUUGGCUUCCUUAGUCAGACUGGAGUUCAGUGGGACUUUUAUGAUUUUAUUUCGUUUUCCUCAAGGAGAGGAAAACGAUUACUUUUCAGGUUGCACCAAGCUACUUCCUUUUUUUGCUGGGAGAUUUCUCAUGACUAGCACUUUUCCUCCAAGAACGAAUCGGCAUCUUUUUAGUCAAAUAGAUACGUGCAGCUUAAACAAGGAAAAAAACCCGAUAUACUACAAGGUAGGCAGAAUUAAGAGGGUUGGGAAAUGGAACUUUUUGGAAAACUCAUGAAUGCUCCAUUUUUUCCCCUGGACCUUCCCUGGCCUCUGCUGCGCUUGCAGUGGUUGGGCAGUUUUCCAGAAGUAAAUCCGAAAUAGUUUCGAGGCGUUCUGGAGAGGUCUCCUUGCGCCCCCAAACAGCUCUGUUUUAUCCAGAACAUCAGUUCAGAAAAAUAGCCAAUUACCCCAGUCAAUGUUUGGAUGUUUUUUUCCCCAAUGUUCUAUUCCUAAAUCUGAGUUUUUCACAUUCCUGGUGCAAGGCAUAUCGUAAUGGCUGAUUUAUACAUGAUCAAAACAGAACUACCAACUACACUGGAAAAAAACCUCUUGCCGUGUAGUCUUCACAUGAAUUGAAAGAUUGGACUGGA